AUAUCACGUCUUCAAUUAAACCCCCAUCCUGAGGCUCCUGUUCUGGGCCUCCCUUUUGCUCAUACAUCCUCCCAUCACAUAUGCCGCCAUCAUCGUCCUGUGGCAGCGAAACCACACCACAGAAUACCAGUUUGUCGACCUUUGACCCCUGAAUCAUCUUCGGACCAGUCCGCCUUCCUCUCGGCCGUCCGAUCAGAUCACCCGCCAGCCGCCGCCUGCCUCAUGGCGUAAUCCAUGGCAGACCGAAGCUCCACAGGCCAUCCGCGCUCCAGAUCGGCUGUCGAUAACGAUCACCCAGUGCGCCUGCCUCCGACUGCAUCCUCUUCAGCGACUGAACCGGCCUCGGCCACGCCUUCUUCUUCGACAUUCACUUCUCCUGCCUCGCAUACAUCGUAUUCGACAAGAAUCACCCGCGCGGCAGCCCGCCAAGCAGCCAGCCAGGCAGCGUCAUCAAGUUCCUCGACAGCUGCACCUGCCACGUCCACUCCCAUUCCGCCGCCGACAAAGAAGCGUAAGAACCCUGCAGUGUCAGGCUCUCCGCGGGCAUCUCCGGAGCAGCCGUCUACAACUCGCCGAUCUAAGCGACAGAGGGUGACGCAGCCUCCUCCUCCUCCGCCUCCUCCACCCCCAACUUCACAACCACCGGCACCAUCUGCCAUAACUCGCCGAAGGAAGGGCAAGGCUCCCGCGACUAUGUCAAGCUCUGAACCCCUCGCAGGACCUGCUAAUCCACCGGAAAGUGUUCCUUCGGCAUCGUCGAGCCGGCGAUCAGGCCGACAGAAGAAGAAUGUGCAGAACGGCCAAGCAGAAGAGUCGGCUGCGAGAUCGAGUUCCGGUCGCCGAUCAAAGAUGUCCUACAACAAUACACAAGACCAGGAUACAGUCAUGACAGGAACCGACGAUCCUGAGAAAGACAUCGCCCCGCCGCCUCCACCUCCGCCCGGUGAACAUCCUGUCGACGAUGAUGACCUACUUGACGAGGAUGAGCAUCCGUAUGACGAUGAAGACGACGACCCUUUCGGAGGGUUUGGAGGACACGGCGGUUCAGGACAUCCCUUUGCCGGCGCUCUCCGGGCGCUAACAGGCAUGAUGUCAGGAACCUCGUCAAGGCUACGCGAGAUUCUCACCAACUUGCGCCAGAAAGAAGAGCCGUCCAUCCAGCUCAUCGCACUUCAGGAGCUAUCGGAACUUCUGCUGGUAUCUAACGAGGAUAACCUAUCGGGGCACUUUUCUCCCGACGCCUUUGUGAAGGAGCUGGUGAGCCUGAUGCAGCCUAACGAGCUCACGGGCGAGGAGAAUCCAGAGAUAAUGCUUUUGGCAUGCCGCUCUCUAGCUAAUCUAAUGGAGGCUCUACCUGCGAGCACAGCCAACGUCGUAUAUGGUGGAGCUGUCCCCGUGCUCUGUCAGAAGCUUCUAGAGAUAUCGUUCAUCGACCUUGCAGAGCAGGCACUGAGCACUCUUGAGAAGAUCUCGGUCGAGUAUCCCACCAGCAUCGUCCGUGAGGGUGGCCUCACUGCCUGCCUCUCAUACCUCGAGUUCUUCGCAACCAGCACGCAGAGAGUAGCCGUGACGACUGCUGCCAACUGCUGCCGCAACAUUCCCGACGACUCCUUCCCCGUGAUCCGGGAAGUUAUGCCUACUCUUCUGAAUGUUCUCGGCAGUAACGAUCAGAAGGUUGUCGAGCAAGCUUCGCUCUGCGUCUCGCGCAUCGUCGAGAGUUUCAAGUACCGCCCGACAAAGUUGGAGGAGCUUGUGAGCGUUGACCUACUGAAGGCGGUUCUGCGCCUGCUUCUCCCGGGAACAACCAACCUCAUAGGCCCCAACAUCCACACCCAGUUCAUUCGCGUCUUGGCCUUCACGGCUCGUGCCAGCCCUCGCCUGUCCGCCGAGCUCUUCAAGAUGAACGUGGUCGAGACACUUUACCAGAUCCUCACAGGGGUGUCUCCUCCAAGCGGGACAGAUGAUGUCGCCUCGAAGCUGGACAGCGUCCUGAUCAUGCAGGCCCUGAUCCACAGGCCACGCGAGCAGAUCCUCGAGACUCUCAACGUCAUCUGUGAACUUCUCCCCAGCCUCCCCAGAGCCGCUGAUCCUGUCUCUGGAGAGUCUUUGGUAGGGAUGGAGGCGAGUCCGCCAGCGGGACCGAUCACUCCGUCGUCGCUUGGGCCCGGGGCCCCUAAGAAGUCCUCGAACGAGAAGCGUGUUGAGCUGCUCGAAGGGUGUAAAGACGAGGUCCGGCACUUUGCCCUCAUCCUCUUUCCUACCCUAACAGACGCUUUCUCGAGUACCGUCAACCUCGGCGUUCGUCAAAAGGUGCUGACGGCGCAACUUAAAAUGCUCUCGAACCUGGACAAGGACAUACUUACGGAAGCACUCAAGACUGUCCCAUAUGCCUCGUUUCUCGCCUCUAUCCUGUCUCAGCAAGACCAUCCCUCCCUUGUUAUGCAUGCCUUGAACGCCACCGAGCUGUUGAUGAGCCGCCUAGAUAAUAUCUAUCGAUAUCAGCUCUACCGCGAAGGCGUCAUAACUGAAAUCACAAAGCUUGCUACUGAGGAGAUUGAAGCUGAGCCGAAGCCCACAUCAGAGGAACCCCAAGAAGACGGGGCGCAACAUCGGCCCACUGCUGAUUCAGAUGAUCAGUCGUCUGAGCACGAAGACUCGGAUGAUGAGGUUGAUGCUGAUGAUCAGUCUCACCAAUCUUCGGAUGACGAGAAUGAUGACGAAGAAGAGAACGAGAACGAGGAGGAGAACGAUGCCGAGAAUGAACCCCAUCCAGACGACCUCUCUGCCUCUCCGGUUAGUACCGAAGGCUCAACUAUGUCUAUCGACGGGCCCCCUAGACGUUACGUCGCGGCCGAAAGCCCUUCCAUGAAGGCGAUAAUCUCCGAUCUUGCCAAGAAAUUCCUGGAAAAGCAUGAAACGGAGAAGCAUGGUAAGGCCAUGAAGAAAAAGGCUACAAAGAUCUUGGCCGACUUGUCAACUCUUGCCUCUGAAAUCGAGUCGUUCUACCUCCAGCGCACCUCGGGCAAUCUAGCGCAGGACAGGGGCCUCAAUCUCUUCAAGCAGUUGGCAUCGUACUUUGACGCCGAUGUCCUGGAGAGCGUCACAAGUGCCGAGCUCCUGGCAUCGAGUGUCGUCCGAGUCCUUGAAGAAGUCUUCAACAAUCCGGAUGAAGGGCUUGCAACGGCGGCGCAAUCUGCCUUCCUACAAGUAUUUAUGGGAUACUCUGUGCAGUCGAGGCCCAAGACUGCGACUGCCGAUUCGCCAGCCACCCCUUUCAGCAUACUGGUUCACAAGUUACAAGAUCUUUUGGGCCGAUCUGAGCAUUUUGAGGUCAUGACUGUUCACCAGAACGCCUUUGACGGCAAUCGGAGCAGUGCGGCGUCGAUGUUGGCGAAACAGAUACGUCUGAAGCUGAUAGCCGAUGACGACUCGGAUAUUCCCAAACCGUACCGGAACAUCAUGGUCUCGAUCCACGCCAUCACGACUUUCAAGUCGCUCGACGACUACCUGAGGCCCCGUAUCAGCUUAUCCGAGCGGCCCCGUGGCUCUAGGAGGGCCGAUGCCGUGUCGCGGGCCCUUGCCGCCAUGGCUGGGACUGCCGGGCUUCCGCUGAGUGCCGCUGCGGCCCGUAUGGCUGAGAGACCCUUCCCGCCUGCCAGCAAUUCGACUCCAGGGCCCCCGCCUCCAGCCCCACCCCAAGCCUCGGGCUCGAGCUCGUCACGUAAAUCAAAAUCCAGGUCCUAUCCUGUGUCCGACGCUCCCUCGACCCCGGAGCCGUCCUCGGCCCGACAAAAGGCGGGGGGGCUGCGAAGAUCGAGUCGUCGACAGCAGGCUUCUGAGGGAGCAGCUCCGCCCAUGCCUCCACCGGAGGAUGGGGUUUUGGAGAAUGCACUGGAGUGUGCGGAUGAGAAAGAGAUGUCCGACGAAGACGACGACGAAGACAUGGGUGAUACCGAAGAAGGUGCCCUCAGUAUGGUCCGAGAUCUUGACGAGGGCAUGGACGACGCCCCAACCCCGGAUCCUUCGGCGGUCAACCUCGAGGUUGCCGCAGGUGGUAGGAUAACCGCGCGCAAAGAGGACGGCACCCGCGUCCCCACACCGUCGCAGGGUCGUUCCGCGGCUGCUUUGCCUAGUCGAAGCAGUGCUCUCGCGGCUGCGCUGCAAAGCACGCCUUCACCUUCGACGUCGUCCCGGCCGAUGUCUUACGCCGCGGCCAUGCGAGCCGUUCCUCAGGACUGGCACAUUGAGUUUAGCAUCAACGGGAAACCCGUUCCAAAUGAGACGACCAUCUACCGCGCGGUCCACAAGUCCCAUCUAUCCUCUGAUGAACAUUUGCGAGCCAAUAUCUGGACCGGGACGCACCCAAUAAAGUUCAGGCGUGUGCCUGGUCCGCCGCCGGCCGAGUCCAUCGCCUUCAACACCUCCCUCGAUGGGGCAGCGGAAACGGAGGAGGGCGACACUCCUGGGUCGCUCGCAAAGCAUCCCACCACGGCAUCCAUCCUGAGGCUGCUCAGGAUGUUGCAUGAUCUGAAUGCGAACAUCGAUGACGUGCUCGUAGAGAAUAAGGAGACAUUGAAGCUCAAUGCCGAGCCCUUGUCCCAGUUUGUGAACACGAAGCUCACCGCCAAGCUGAACCGUCAGCUCGAAGAGCCUCUGAUCGUGGCGAGCAAUUGCCUCCCGAGCUGGAGCGAGGAUCUCGCUAGGCUCUACCCGUUCCUCUUCCCAUUCGAGACGCGUCAUCUGUUCCUCCAGUCCACCUCGUUCGGCUACGCGAGGUCGAUGACUAGGUGGCAGAAUGCGCAGUCUCAGGACGAGUCUCGGCGCGACCGUCGUGAUGAGAGGCCGUUCCUCGGGCGUCUCCAGCGACAGAAGGUCCGCAUCUCGCGGUCUAAGAUACUUGAAUCGGCCGUAAAGGUUAUGGAGCUGUAUGGCGCCUCCCAGAGCAUUCUCGAGGUCGAGUAUUUCGAGGAGGUCGGCACUGGUCUUGGGCCCACCCUGGAGUUCUAUUCGACCGUGUCGAAGGAGUUUUCCAAGAAGAAGCUGAAACUUUGGCGAGACACGGACCCGAACCACGGGGACGAGUUUGUCUCUGGACCGAAUGGACUGUUUCCGCGACCUCUGAGCGAGGAGCAAUCUGCUUCUGAAGAUGGCGAGAAGAUCCUCCAGCUCUUCAAGAUGCUGGGCAAGUUCGUCGCAAGGUCGAUGAUCGAUUCCCGCAUCAUCGACAUCAACUUCAACCCUAUCUUCUUCCGUAUCGGAGACGGGACAUCUGGUGUUCGGCCAUCUCUCGGGGCGGUCAAGGCGGUCGAUCUGGGACUCGGCAGGUCCUUGAUGACGAUCAAGAAGUUUGCUAUGGCUAAGAAAGAGAUCUGCGAGGACCCCUCGCGCAUGCCGGCCCAGAAGGUUGCGGACACGGAGAAUAUCGUCAUCGGCAACACGCGGAUCGAUGAUCUCUACUUGGACUUCACCCUACCCGGCUUUCCCGAAAUCGAGCUCGUCCCGAAUGGUUCCCAGCAGAGGCUUACCAUUGACAACGUCGAUCUUUACCUAGAGAAGGUUAUUGACAUGACCUUGGGCAGCGGCGUUCGUCAACAGGUAGACGCUUUCCGGGCGGGUUUCUCACAGGUGUUCCCGUACCCGGCCCUGAGUGCUUUCACCCCUGACGAGCUGUGUACCCUCUUCGGGAGGAUUGAGGAGGACUGGAGCCUUGAGACUUUGAUGGACUCGGUCAAGGCCGACCACGGCUUCAACAUGGACAGCAAGAGCGUGAAGAACCUUCUUCAGACAAUGAGCGAACUCACACCUACCCAGCGUCGCGAUUUCCUUCAGUUUACUACUGGAAGUCCCAAACUCCCUAUUGGCGGCUUCAAGAGCUUGACCCCGAUGUUCACAGUCGUAUGCAAACCGAGCGAGGCGCCUUACAGCUCGGACGAUUAUCUGCCGAGUGUGAUGACGUGCGUCAACUACCUCAAGCUGCCCGACUACAGCGACCUCAAGACGAUGCAGAAGCAACUCUUCACCGCCAUCAAGGAAGGCCAAGGGGCCUUCCACUUGUCGUAAAAAGCACGGCAUAUCGGAAAAGCUUAAAUUCAUGUACCUAACAGAGAAUUUGGGGCCUACUUCUUUUCCUGCACUUUGCCCCGGGGUCUGAUUCAACCUGGGAAGGCCGUCAUAAUGAAAUCAUGAUCGGGUUGGCAUGGGACGGCGGCCGGAAGGACAACUUUUGAAAUUCGCGCGAAAACAGAAAACGGAAAAUGGGAAGCAUCAGUAAGGGGUUUUCUUCAAUCAACUCAGUUUGCUUGCGUGCAUUGAUGGGGAUUGCAAAACAACGACUCGGGUCGAUGGCCUCGAGCAUCGGGGCGGAACCGGGGGAAAAAGCAAGACGCACAAAAUUAUGAAGGUGGGUUAUUGAAAGACGCAUUUCGCCCAUGGUAGUAGUAAUCAAGAGGUACUUCAGAUAAUCAGAUAGAUUGGCAAUACCUUCCGU
This is a messenger RNA of Phialemonium atrogriseum, 6487 nucleotides long. RefSeq names its product HECT-domain-containing protein. The record is from RefSeq and is a predicted model, not a curated record. Gene Ontology annotation, cellular component: nuclear speck. The transcript is spliced from 6 exons. The coding region runs from base 235 to 6060 and encodes 1941 amino acids. NCBI's taxonomy places the organism in Eukaryota, Fungi, Ascomycota, Sordariomycetes, Cephalothecales, Cephalothecaceae. Gene Ontology annotation, biological process: protein polyubiquitination; proteasome-mediated ubiquitin-dependent protein catabolic process. Gene Ontology annotation, molecular function: ubiquitin protein ligase activity.